AUGUCAAAACAAUAUUUCUUUAAAAGUAUAUUGGAUGUACUGAAAGAUAAUGGAUUUCUUGCAGCGUGGGAAUUUCUGGAGUCAGAGGUGUUUCAAAAUAAUUGGUUUGCAAUUGUCUUCAUAAUUUACCUGGGAAUUGUUUUUGAGAUGGUGUUUAUAAAGAUUUGCACAUCCUUGCAGAGGAAAUCUGCCCUUUCAGAAGAGAGGACUUCUGAUUCCGAGGAGGUGUUCUACUGCUGUUUUGAAGGGAGUAACUCAUCUCUGUCAAUGAUUCAUUCAGAUAUAAAAAAGAUUUUCCUGAGCCAUCAACACCAUCCAGAAAAGGAAGACGAACCAGUACGGUUUUCAUCAAAUAAAUUGUUUUCAAUAAUGAAAACCAAAAAUCCCAAUACUUUAAUGUAUUCUUCUAACUAUAGAUGGACAAAGACCUCUACAGUUAGUCAAGAAAGUGAAACUCCUGAGGUGGCCUCGUGCUCUUUUGUUCAUUUAUUUCUCACUAGAGACCAAAUUAGUCUUCUGGAAGAAAAUGUGAGAAAUCAAAUUUCUUUCAAAUCCAAAGUGACCCUUAAGGGUAAAAUUUCUUUUCUGCUCCCCAAAUCUCAAGAAUCAUUGAUUCAGAAACAACAUUCUGUUCAUGUGGAUACUUUGGUCCAAGCACAAGAUUCUUUCCCUGGACAAAAGACUAUUAGGAAUCAAAGCUUUUAUGAAGCCAAAUUAACUUGUCAGGGGCAACAGUUUGUUUACGACCAAGAAUCAAUCGGUAGCCAGCAUGACACAGAAGCCAAAUGCUUGGUUCUGCCACAAGAUGUGAAAAGAAACCCAUUUUGUAGCAGCAUGCAAGAGUCCACUCGGGCCCAAGAUGUAGACAGGAGCCUACAUUUGACUGAUACCUCAUGUUCUGUUGAGUUUCAAGAUUUGAUCGAGACCCUAGAAUCUAAUAAACACUUAGAUGAGGCUCAAUCCUAUAUUUGUUUCCAAGAUUCAAACAAAAUUAAAGAAUCAACUCAGAAUCAAGCUACUAGGUACAAGAAUUCCAGGCAUCUGGUUUCUGCUGUAAUGCCAUAUUUGGUUGCCAAAGAAACACCACGACUAAAGAGCAUGAAGAAAAAGGACCAACCACAAAUUGCUUCAUCAAAAUUAAGGCAGUAUUCUCCAUAUGACUCGUUACCUCUUUUUCCUACCAUUAAAAAACAGAAAAGGAAAGCCGUAUCAAGUAUAGCUCUGUGUCUUAUUUAUAUUUCCAGGCCAGUUCUUCCUUAUAUUAAGAAGUAUUCCAAAAGAAAUCUAGUGAAAGUUGUGCUAGGCUUAAUGGUAUGUAAAGAUUUUUUUCUAAAGCAAAAUAAGUCACCAGAUGUAGAAAAACACUCUAUUGAGAAAAGAAGAGUCUCAUGCAAUACUGUUAAUAUAAAGCGGCUUCACAGAAAUAAAAAGGGACUAAAGAACAUUUCACCAAAAGGUUCACUUAAGCUAGAACAAUCUCUCAUGGACAAUACUCAACGAAGUGCAACUUGUUCUGCAAAUUGGAAUGAUCAAGAGUCUUUGAAAGACCCACUUCCACAAGCAAUCAAAAUUGAUAUUGCAGAGUUUUGUGUCCCAAGUAGUAAAACAACAUCUGGUCAGCAUGAUCUAGAAUAUGAGACAUUUUUUAAUGGAAUUAUAUCACGACUGAUGCAGAAAUUGAUUUCCUCUUUCAAAAUGGAAUCAAACAGAAGACUGAAAACAAUGAAGAUGUUAAAAAGUUCAGAAAAUUCCCAUCUUCUAGUCUCAAGUGGAGAAAAGGUACCAAUCAGUAAGCCAGAUAUAGAAACGAGCUUUCCAAAGGGGAAUAUACAAAAUGACUUUAUGAAAACUGCUCUGAAAUCUAUAGAUAUCAAUUCAUUCUUUUCACUAGGAACCCAAAAGCAUGGAAGUUGUGAGCAAUUAGAAUGUGUAAAAAGUGAAGAAAGUACAGAAGAUAAGAUUUUGAAGGAAAAGAUACCAUCCAUACUUAAUAUUACAGAAUAUGGUAACCAGAAUUAUGGAAUAAGUGAUAGUGAAGAAAUGGAAUGUCAACCUAGAAGCAACAUAAAAAAUACACAAAGUGAUGCAUUUCACAGCAUUCCUUAUUCUAUUUCUGAACUUCCUGCUUUGGAAAUGGAGAACAGAUUAAAAGCCAAGACAGAUAUAUUAAGAAUAACAGGGCUCAGUCUUUUAGCAAGGAGGCAAGAAGAAAACCCAAAUGAAAAGAAAACAAACAUGGAGGAAAGAUAUAGAUUUGAGAUGCCCCAAUUACUUGACAAAGAGGAAGAAGCACAAGAAACUGAUUUAUUCUGUGGUGGAGAAGAAAAAGUACAAGCUGGAGAGGAAGGGUUGCAAAACUCUGCUGUACAGCAUCCUUCAUGCCUUCCGCUCUAUCUAGAGGAGAGCCGUCAAAAUACAUCAGAUCUGGAACUGAGCUGUUUUGCACAGGGGCUGCUUAUUGAUGAUCAAGAUGCUCCACAUCAGAUCCAAAACUUCCCGUUGGGCUUGCAAGUCCAGCAGACGACCAAAUGUGUCCAAUCUGAAGCACAGCAGAGCGGUGUAGGAAAGAGGAAAAAUCAAGAGAAAGAACCAGAGGCCAAACUACAAACUCCUCAAACACAAAUAACUUGGGGGACUUGUCCAUGCCCCACGAAGGGGUCCAGCCAAGAUGGGAAUGUGAAGCAAUGCAUAGAGACGCCAAGGAAGAGAAAAAGCACAGAUCCAAAGAAUCCUGUUGCUAUGUUGGAGAAUAUACCGAUUGGUGAAGCUUCCCGUGGAACCACAAAAUGUGGUCCCCCGGUUGGUAGGGACCCUAGAAAUAUUGCAGGUGUUGCGAGAGAAAAGGAAGUGUUAAACAGAGCUUUGUCCAAAGUUGUUCUGGGGUCUUUCAUUAACCAUCUUCUUAUGUCACCAUAUUUGAAGAGCCAAGAAACCCAAAAAUUGCAAGAUGGAGUGAAAGGGGAUGAAGAAGCAGAUCCAACAGAAGUCCUUCAAAAGAGUUUGAACCUGAGAGUGAAUUCAGAUCUAAAAAAGAAACUUAAAACAAAAAAAGAACUUCCUCAACCAACUCCUUCUGCAGAAAUUCUUACCAGGCCUGUUUGUUCUGACCCCACCGAUUCGGCAGAGGUUGAAAAUAUGAAGGGAUGCUUAAUGGUAGAAAACCACUUCAAAGCCUCAGUAGACUUACCAGAACAAGAACUAGAUUCUUUUUCAGAAACUUCAGAUUACUGCAUGCCUGCUUUACCUUGUUCAAAAGUGAUGACUAAGAAAGUACGAUUUUUGCUUACAGAGUGUAAUAAGGGGGCCAAGUCUAUAGAAGAGAAGCCAACACACCUGCCAAAGUUUAGCACUCUAGCUGGAAAGAAUUCAGAACUCAACCUGAAGACUAGUUUGGAGGAUAAGAAGCAGAUUGAAGAAAAUAAAACAUUAGUGACUCUAGAUAAUCGCCAGGGCUUCUUAUUUGAUGCAUAUCAGAAGGAUCAUGACCUUAUUAAACUACACAAGGAAGCAAGACAACUGCAAAGUACGAGUAUUGCAGUGGAACAAGAAACACAUCUUACACAAACUAUUUUGCAUUCUGUUUCAUGCCCCAUAUUGUAUCAAUUUCCACUUGAAAAUAUGGAGAGCCAAGAUGGGUUGUUACCUCCAAAGUCAGAGGAAGCACAGAUGAAUGAAAUUGUAUUUUCCUCCGACGAACAACAUGAUCUUCCAUCUGAUGCCAAUGAUCCAAAAGAGCAAGCUGGUAGUAUUCAAAAGGAAAAUACAACAUCUUUUCAUUUAUCCAGUUUUCAAGAGGGAGAGGAAGAAGAGAGUGAAAAGAGAGUAUUUAAUAAAAUUCAACAGUUCACCUUCCAGUCAGGGCAGAGGAAGACGUCUGACCUUGACAGGUCAAAAGACCAAGGAAGUGAGAAAAUUCUAUUUAUCAUAGAAAAAGUCAUCUCACAAGCCAAUUCAACAGAACUACAAAACAGAUCCAGCAACACAAUGGAAAUUAAUGGACAACAGAAAAAAGAAGAGGAAAACACCCCUAAAUUGUCAUCAGUUCCACACUAUGUCCAACAUUUUAAGUCUGGAGUCCUUUGUGGAACAAAUCCUGGUCCUUGCAAGUUGGAAUCUGAACAGAGUAGUCCAGAAGGGAGAAAUACUUGGGAUUUAUCUUGUCUGGUGGAAAAAGUGAAGCAAGAACAGAGCAUUAGGGAAACUAUUUUGAAAUCUGUUUCUAGAUAUCUCACGGAUUUUUCUCAACCAUUAGAAUUUAGAGACGAGAAAACUAUGAUUCCAAAACAUGCAAGUUUGAAGGCAGAACAGAAACUACCAGUUUCACAGUUGCCUGAUAUCACAAGAUAUUUUACAGGAAGCCAUUGCAAAGUAAAGCAGCAAAAGAAUGAACGUGAGAAGGCAGAGUUAGGAGAAAAUUCAGCAACAGCUCUCUUGGAGCCUUUAGAUUGCUACACAACAGUCUUAUCUGACUCUGAAAGUCAAGUAUCAGAGAAUAAAAUGAUGUUAGAUCCCAUACAUUUAACCAUGAAGAAAAAGGAGCCAUCAAUUUCACAUAUGCUUAAUGGUAAAUUAGCCUCUAAACAUAGGAAAAAUCGUGAGUCCCAUUUAGAAACCAGUAUGAAACUGAAGGGAACAGAACUUCUACAUCUUUUCCAUUAUACUGACCCUGGAACCCAUAACAACAGGCUAGACCUGCAAUGGAACAUAACAGAGGAGACGGUAAACAUGGAGCACAGAAAGGUUAAACCUGAUUUUAUUGGGGCAAAUGUGUGUAACUUUAUCCAUUCUUCACCUCACCUCAAGUCAAAUCAAGAAACUGUUGAUGAGAUCAUCUCAAAUAAUGAAGGAGAAACACAGACACAUCUACUGGUGAAAAAGAAAGAUAGAGUAAGAGAAUUCAAUAUGGGAGGGGUAAAGAAUAUCAAAGCUAUUUUGAAGACAGGGAAAUUAUCAGUGUCACAACACAAUGGAAAGCAUUUGCCCAUGCUAUUGAACACUAUAAAGCAAGAGGGCACAAGACAGGGAGGGGAAUAUCCAUCAGGAGUAAAACCAACAAACAUGUGUCCAUCCUUCCCACUUCUGUCAUAUUCCAAUUUGAAUUCAAGGAUACCAGAAGGAGAAAAGUCAGGAAUACCAAGGAUUUGCCUUCCACCACUCACUUUACAGGCAUUUGGUAGCACCAGGCCAACAUCAUCUGUAGAAUCCACUAAUAGAGGUGAUUUGGGUAAUGGAAUAAAAUCAAGACAUUACUUCUCACAUGGAAAAAUGGAAAAUAUACCAAAAAUGAAUGAUAUAAUGGGUCUCAAAUGUAUUGUUUUUAAAGGAAAUAGAACACCUUUCAAACGCCUACUUUUUGGAAAAGAACCCCAGAGAAUCAACAAAGAAAAUAAUAAAUUAAUGCAGAAAGAUAAAAAUAACCUAGAUAUUUGGCAUAAACCCCAUACUUACAUUUCUUCACCAUACAUGGAGUGGGAUCCAGCAAUAAGAGAAGUACAUGUGCAAGGAAUAAUGAGAUCCAGCCAUCCAACAGUAACACUCCAGGAUGUUGUAUUAGCUACAAUGGGAAUAUGUGAGAAGCCAACUAACAAUAUUGUAAGCAGAAUGAAAAAAGAGGACCAUGUGUCACAGAAAGAUGAAAGAACAGUGGAAAAGACUUUGGAAGAAAUUAGUCCUCUAGAUAGUAUAGCCAAGGAGACAAUGUCUCCUAUUACACAGGGAUCAGAGUUGAUCAAGGAGAAAGAGAAAAAGAUGCUGAGAAAUCCAGAUAAAGUUGAGGUUAUGGAAGAAACAUGUGCUUCCACAUCUUUUCCACAUUACACUGAAGUGGAUAAAAGAACAAAUGAAGAAGUCAUUAUUGUAAAUACAAUAUCCUCUUUCCUGUGUCCAAAACUCCAGUAUGAAUUAAAGACCCCCAAAAUAACCUUUUUAAAGUCUAUCAGUGAUGACAGGUCAACUAGUGUACAAAACACCAACAGACACAUAAUUUUGGAAUAUGAGAGAGAAAAGAUAUCAAAAUCCAUACUUGGGAAGAAAAAGACAACAGCAACUUCACGCGAGAGCCAAUUGGCUUUCCAAGAACAAGAGAAAAGGAAAGAAAAAAUUAAGAGUGAAGCUAGUGUGGUUUUGAGCAAUAGCACUUUUGUACCUACCCCUUCUCAUGUGGAAUCAUACACACAAACAAGAAAGUCAGACUUUCUCAUUGAUUUAGCAAGAUCCCCUCUUCCAAAACCAUCAGAGAGGAAGUCAUUCACAGCAGUGAAAAAAACAAGUAACAAGUCCACUCAGGCUAGAAUUGUUGAUCAUGUCCGAGAAGUAAAAUCAUGUCAGCUGCAGGAGGAAGAAAAUAUAAAUAUACAAGCCGAGGAAGACAUAGAAUACACAAAGGAUAAAGGCAGCAAAGCACUUUUCCAGCACAAACCAUUGAAGCUUCAAGAGCACGGAAGAGGAGAUUCAACAAGUGGAAAAUAUACAAGAAACAGUGGAAAGAGUAAAGAUGAAGAGGAACUAACUCUGACCACACAGAGUUCUGAUUCUCUUGAAAGUGAUCAUGAAUUGGACAUGAAAGAAGAUGAUGUUCAGGAAAUAACAGGAUGUGAUAUUUCACAAGCAUGGCUACAGACAUCAUUUGAUGCAGGGAGGACCCUGCAUGCAAAGUCAAAUGGGGAUGAUAUCUCGGAAGGUGUCAAAAGAACACAACAGCACAAGCCACAGAAUGGAGAUGAUGGAGGAGAGGACACAGUAGCUAUGAGCUAUCUAAUGUACUCCAAAGGUGCCAUUUCCAAGAGACAGGAACUAGGCAAGUCAGACAACAAAGUAUGUACUAAGUCAUUGGUUGAUUGUAGGUUAAUGAAUAAGAUGAAUAAGACUGAGAAAAUGGCCCACAAAUGUAUGGAUCCCAAGGCAAAGAAAUCAUCCCGGGCACGCAGACUAAAUUCCAGGAAAAUGCAAUGGAAAAUUAAAGAGCUUGAGCGAAUGGUGCAGGAAAAUAAAAAUGAUCUAGUUGUGGGUCUGAAGAACAUUUGUAGUACGUUAGUUACUCUACCACAUAUGGGAGCACAAGGUUUGGCACUGGGUGAGCCAGGGGAGAGAACAGAAUUAGGCCCCCUCCUGUGCUCCAAACACCAAGAAGAGAAGAUACGAGAAAGUGGAGCCAAAUCAGGAGAGGUUCUGACCGAGUCUUCUCUUCCAGCAUUCUCCAUUUCCACUCGUGACUUGGAUAACAAAGGACAAGAAGACAGCAUGUUCGUACAUACAAAGACUGCCGUGCAGAGAAUCUCCAGUGUGAAGGAAAGGCCGCCUACAGAGCCCAUUAGUCCCAGUAGUUUGAAAGAUGUUCAAACUGAGGAGGAACAGAAAGCUCAGGAAAGAAAGAGCAGCCAAGAAAGAACAGCAGAGGAGAACGGCAAGAUGCUCUCCGCCCAAAUGGCCUGGAAGUCAAGGACUUCACAGCAUCCCAGUGUACGUCACAGAACAGAGAUGCAUCUCAACAUUGGAGGGAGAAAGCAAAGGAGUUGUGAGGAUGAAAAUCAAUCAUGCAAUAAGCUGCAAAGAAAAAUCUAUGUUUCCCAGCCUCCCCUGAAGAAUCUUAAUUUGGAUAAAGGUACACAGAUUGAUGCAGGAAUGCUUGGUAUUCAAAGACCCUCUGUACAGCCCAUAGUGCUCUUGACAUUAUCAAGCAGAGAGAAAACACAAGCUGCAGAAGAAAAAGGUGAUGGUGGAAGAAAAAAUGAACCAUGCAAGUUCCAGAAAGAAAAGCACGAAGUGAAUUUGAGGGUCAAGAUGCAACCCAACUUUCCCAGGGGUUUGCCAAUUUCACAGAUACUUGAUUCAAAGGAAUUUGUCUUGAAUAUCAUAGAGCAGAAGAAAAAUUUUCCUGGGGAUCGAGAUGACCAGUGUGUGGCUCUCACAAGGACCCUUAUUUCCACCCCAAAAGAGCCUACCUUUUAUUUGGAUCAAAGGAACAGAACUGAUGAAGUCCCAGCAAAGACAAGGGCCUGUCUCCCAAGUGCCAAGAGCUUUUCUCCUUUGGAAGAUGAAGCACAAGAUCCUUUAUCCAAAGCAUCUCCGGGCUCUGCAAAAUCAUGUCAACAUGAUGAGACAAAAAAAGAUCUACAAAGUUAUUAUCAAAUAAACAAAAUGAUACACCCAUGGACAGGAGGAUCACUUGAUAAAACAAGUAUAACAGGCUCAAAUAUCCCCUCAAAUAUGGACAACCAUGUCGCUACACCAAUACGAAGAGGGUUGCCCCAUGAGAGGGAUGCCAAGACCACACUGGGCUCUGGUCUUUAUCUGAAGUUUCCACUUCAACAUGGGAAGCAGAUGACACUCUCAACAAUGACCGUAGACAUGGGAAUUGCAGGUCUUCCACUUGGUCCUGCAUAUCUGGAGGAGGGAAAUGAAAGGAAGAAAGGAGAGAACUUCAGAAAGGACAGAAGCAACACCACGAAACAGAAAGCUCUGCCCGGGAAGGCCCCAAGCCGCCUAAUCCCACAAAAGGAACGUAAAAAAGAACCAAAGGCACCUAAUGCAAGACAAACCAUUCAGCCACAAAAACCGUCGACGAAACAUGGUUUUGUGAACCACUCACAAUAUCCCACUAUUCCUCAUGCUCCCAAUUGCAAUGACCAGGAAGGCAGAUUAACAAUAGUACCUAUGAAAAGAGAAUCAACGCCCCAAUGUCUAACUAUGAAAAUCCGAAACCAUCCGAUUUUACAGCUUCUUGGCAAUGUAGAGGAGCUGGAGUUUCAUUCUAUUGAGCCCAAGGAGAUUACUCUGUGGGAUGAAAAUGGGCGUCCCGACACAAUCUCCCCGUCGGAAGCCAGGUCGCAGGCCCAGUCCAUCUCAGAACGUUUCACCCCCGAAGGAGAAAUGAACCUCCAGAGACACUUGGAGUGUAAGGCCCGGGAGAUCUGUCUGAGUCCAAUCCCAGGGAUCGUAAUGCAGUCCCGGAAACAGCACGCCUUGGGUCCGAAAGAGGAGGCGGCUUCCCCAGGCGUCCAAGGGGGCAGCACUCCCCCACACAGGAGGGUGUGUUGCCUGAGCGUCAACCGCACGGACACCAUCGAGUUGAACCUCACGCACCAAGUCCUCCAGAUGUGCCCGAUUGAGCACAGAGACAAGCUGCUCAUCCACUUCGCGAGAAAAACGCAGGAGUUUCAGGUCAAAUCCUUCCCCAGCAUCGUCAAGGCCUCGCACAGUGCAGCCCGCACCCAGGAGAGAAAACCUUCCUGGAACUGCCUCCAUCCUGAGGCCCCAGACAGAACUCUAUUGCUCUUCGAUGAACAAUCUCUUCAUCAAAUAGAUCUUGAUUUACAGUACAAAUAUUUCCGCUUCCUCCUGAGGUUUCCUGUCCCAAGAAGCGUCCCAAAGCCCAAGGUGCUCCCGAGACACAGUCUUAAACUGAACACAGCUGUGCCUUGUAAAAACGUCCACCAGCAGCAAGCCUCAGGGGGUGGUCUUCCCCCUGACAGAGAACAGGCGGAGAAACCCUUCUCUUUCAAAAACCCGAAUCUGCAAAACUCCUUAUGGAUCAGAAAAUCUCUGAGGUCGCUCCUCGGGGCUGCUUCGGGCCCUGGUGGGAGCAGGCGGGAGCAGAGAGACGCCGCCGGCCUUCCUGCCGAAAAAGACAGACACGGUCGUGUCUGGUUUCAAGAAUCAGCCCCUUCUCUGUGUCCCAGGCCUCAGAAGAAUGCUGCUGAUGUCAUCAAAUUUCAGUCAUUGCAGCCGCCUGAGGUCUUUUCCAGCCCUAAGAUAGUGGCGUUGGAGCAAAGUCUCUCUCCUAAUGUACAGAGCAGUGAGGAGUCCGUGGUGCUGGAGGCCAACUCUCACUUAGGUGAGGAAUCCAAAUCUAUCCUGCACAAAGUACAGAACGGCAUUCCGCUGGAAAAGGCCAAGAUGAAGAAAAUCAAAAUGGAGACGAAGACCCUUGACAGGGACACUUUAGGCCCUGGUCGAAUCUGGGUGUGCAGACACCAUUCCCUGACCAUCACCCCUCCUCACUCCGAGUCCCACCGAGGAAGGAAGCACAGGCUCUCCUCCCAAAGACACCCCUCAGGUUGGGCGCCUGACCUGUCACUCACCCCUAGAGAACCUUCUCGGAAGUCUCCUCUCUCCUGCCCGAAGGAGAAGAGGGUGCGGACUACAAGAAAUAAGACAAGUUGUUCUCUAGUCCCCUUAACCGAAUUGAACCUCAAAUUACAUCUCGCCAGAAGCCAAGGCAGGCCGCCCUGGAGUUAUGAAAGCAAAGACAGGAAGAAGGCCAAGACCGAUCUGUUGAAGAAACAUCAAGGCCACCAGGACCACGGUCAUGGCAGGCCACGAAGUCCCGGGGAACGCCGCAGGAAGAAGACAGGGGGCUACUGUGAACCCGGAGCCCCUCACCAUUGCUCAAGCAGACACAAGUCAGCCCGGAAGUCUCACCCGAGGACCGCUCACGUCUGCUGUGAGAGCAGCCGGCACCCUCCAUUCGUGUACGCCUGCAUCCCGGCCGACUCACUGCAGAUCAUCCCCCAGACCGUGCGCUGGACCAUCCCCCUGCACACGCUAAGGAAGAACAACUUCAGGGCUCCCUUGGUGGCCAAGAUUUCGAGGGCGCUAUGGGGGCCCCCCAGGAAUGUGCUAGAGUCAUUCUUGGACCCCUCUCGUGUGGUUCCCCCAGACUGA
This is a messenger RNA of Sorex fumeus (smoky shrew), 10662 nucleotides long. Its product is annotated as leucine-rich repeat transmembrane protein CCDC168-like. Bases 1 to 10662 code for a protein of 3553 amino acids. The transcript has 17 exons. Lineage: Eukaryota; Metazoa; Chordata; Mammalia; Eulipotyphla; Soricidae. The record is from RefSeq and is a predicted model, not a curated record.